This is a messenger RNA of Chelonus insularis, 1986 nucleotides long. RefSeq lists its product as uncharacterized. The transcript has 4 exons. Bases 580 to 1926 code for a protein of 448 amino acids. The record is from RefSeq and is a predicted model, not a curated record. Lineage: Eukaryota; Metazoa; Arthropoda; Insecta; Hymenoptera; Braconidae.
UUUUAAUAACCCAUCUUACACAUCGCUCAUUCUUGUAGCUGUAUAUAUGCAUUGAGUUGAGGUUAUUUGUUUGAAAAUUUGGCAAAAUUUUCAAUGAACCAUUAAUUAUGAAACAACCAAAAACAUCUGGAUCUAGUUCAUGGUGUGGUCUUAGAUGGAGAUCAAUCAUUGAGCCAAGCAUUAUCGGGAAACACAUGUGUCGUAAUCGAUUUUCUUCGUUGGAAAUGAUACAUGCCAGCGACAAUUACUCAGAAGAAUCGAGUGAUGUCGAGAUACUACGUAUGUAACAAAAUACACAAGUGGCCUUUUAUUUUGUGACAAUACAUUGAACAAUGUAUCAUCGGUCGCAUAGAUAAAACAGAAAAAGCAAUUGUAAAACAAAAUAUAAGACAAAAUAAAACACGUAUCGUAAUUCUUAAACUAGCUCUAAUAAUAUAACAAAGUGCUCAUCAAUAGAAGGUAUUUAAAAUGAUUACAAAUGAUUUUUUUUGAAAACCUACAACUAGAGUUAUUUGUUAAUUAGUGACAUUGAUAACAUACAAUUUAAACAACUGCAUAUAUACUAAGAUUAGCUCAAAAAUGGACGAAAUGUUCGAUAAUCAACGAUUUAAUAUGCACAUACUACCGACUAUUCAUCGAUUCAUCAAUGAACUAGUGCUGAAGUUAAAAAAUGUAGCACAAAGAUUAAGAAAAGGCAAAAGACAGCAGAAAAAGAAGAAAAUUGCAACAUCAAAUGCUAUGAUUGGUCUCAAGAUUGCAUCCAAUGAUGAAGAAAUGAGAAAAAAUUUGAAUGACAAUGAUAUCACUGAAAAAGAUGAUAACGAUGAUGAACAACUUCUGAUGGCCAGUGGUAUCAGUUACAGACAACUAAUAAUCAAAACAUUAAAACUUAUUAGUUACAUUUAUCGAUCAUCAGAUGUAGCUUACAAAAAUACCGAGUUAAUCAUGGAAAAUGGAACCAUUGAUUUUUUGCUAUUGAAAAAAAUAUCUGUGCCUUUAAUAGAUCAAUUAUUUAAUUUAUAUCACUCAUUCGGCAACAAAUUUUUCUUUAUAAGUCGUCGGAAAAAGGUAUCAGAAGAUAUGCGUCAAGUGAUGAGUCAUUCUACUAUUGCUAUGAAUUUUUUAUUCAGACUUAUUUUUGAAAUUUCACCUUGUGCAUUGAUCACAGUUUUAUUUAUGUACAUUCAAAAUGAUGAUUAUGCUAAAUCAUGUUGUUCAAUUUUACGAGAACAUUUAAUUCCAUAUGUGACUAAAUGUAGUCGUUUACGCCAUGAACAAUUAGUUUAUGAAAUGCGAUUGAGACAAAUGAUUAUGGAUAAAGACUAUAUGCAACUUUUUGAUAUUUUAAGAUUAGAUAUUGAACGUGUCAUUUAUCGUAAAUUUCCAUUAUCCUUCAAUAUCAAUAGCAAUUUAAAAUCAUUGUAUAUUUCUAAAUUUCAUAUGUACAAAAGAAAUACCAAAAGUAUUCAUUAUUAUGAAAGUGAUGAAGCAGUUCAAUUAAUAGCUAAGAAGGGAAAAAAUUAUACUAUUAUUGUUUUUGUAAAAGGUAUGUGUAAUUUUGUAUUUGACGUGAUAGAAUUACAUAAGGAAAAUUUGGAAGAUAAAAGUUGGGCAGAACGUUUAGAAUUAUAUAAACCAUAUCGUAUUGAACAUUGUCAGGAAAUUAUUAAAGUCACUGAAAUUCAUGAAUCCGAAUUAGAUGUAUUAGCUCGACGACCAACUUAUAUUUAUAUAAAAACUUGUGGUUUUGGUUUGGGAACCUUUUUCGAAACUUUUCAUAAAUAUGAAAAAAAGGGCCGACGUACUCCUCUAACAACAAAGUUACCACGUGAUAAUACAUCCAUAAUGCUUCAUGAUAAUUUAGAGAAACCGAAACUCCAAGCAAAAAAUGUUGAACAUGAUUAUGUUAUAGUAGAUCAAUUGUGAACAUUAUUUUUUUUAUUCCUUUUAAUAAUAAUGAAAACAACUUAAUUUUCAACAAUAUAU